CGACUCCUCUUUUACGCUUCUGUCGCAAUGGCGACCGUCUCUGUUGUAGGCAUCGCCGGCGAUGUGCUUCAGCGAAAUGACAGCGUUGCCGACAUCACCAAGGACAAGCACAUUCAGAUUUCAGUUUCCCCUAUUGAAGACGAUGAGAUCAGCGCCGCAGGAAAACACAGUGUCGACAGCCUGAACUCGGAACGGUCGCAAAAGAGCGUCGAAGGACAAGUUGCGCGACUGCGAGAGGAAAUUGCCGUCGCAAACAAUGUCUUGGAGCUCUGCAUUCGUGAAGCUGUCACCGCCAAUAGCACGCUCGAGAAGAAGAAGCUCCAGGAAAGGACCAAUGCCGCGUACACAGCUUGGGCGGCGAAAGAGCUGAUCUUGAGCGAUUUGUUGAACUCAAUGCAAGACUCAGACGACAGCUCAACAUACAGCUCAUUCACAACUAAUACUAGGAAACUGAGCAUUCAGCCCUACCCAACUAUGACCAUGCACGUGCGAAAAAGUUCCCAGGUCCCGUCAGAAGUUUCGUCAUCAGCGACAGCCUUUAUGCAACAGAUCGGCUGGGUGAGCCCUGCAUCACUCAUUCAGUACCUCAACAGCGGCAUCGAUGUCAAUGGCAUGGGCCAAUUUCCUGGCUAUCCGCAACACCCAAUUACCCCGUUAAUGGCAAUCAUCCGCUCUCCAUUCGUUUCCGAGUCCACAGAGAUCAUCGAACUCCUCCUCGAUCAAGACGCAGAUCCAUGUCUUCGCGACAGCCAAGGACUUUCUGCAUUUGCACAUGCCAUCUACGCACGACGAAAAGACGCUGUCAGACUAUUCAUCCUGACUUUACUCGACUAUGAACGCUCCGGCUUCCCCACAGGCAACGCAUCCAUGAACCUAGAUACCACCUGGACCGGCGCCAAGCACCUGCGCUGGGAAGCAGCACAAGCCAUCAUCAACAGCGACCUGCCCACCCUCACAUCUCUCCUUUCAGACGCCGCAUCAUAUAACACCAUCCUCCACACCGCCUGCCUCCCUCUCGCCAUCCUCUUCGAAAAUAUGCCCGCCGUGGACGCGCUCCUGGCCUACGGCAUCAACUCCUUCGAGCUCUUCCGCCGCUCCCCCGCACACGCCAGCCGGCCAUUCACAAGCCCCAUGUCCAUGGCCAUUUACAUGCAGAACAUCGACAUGGUGCGCACCCUGCUGUUCCAGGACUUUGAAACCUCAGAGCGAAGGGGAAGGAUCUGGUACGCGCAGCUCUUCGCUUCCAUGCCAGCGUCGUAUCCUAAUACUGAGAUCGUUGAUUUUGUUCUGGACAAUGUUCCGCUCGUGGAAGCAUUCGAUCGCGCAAUCAGAUGCGAGGACAGGAACUGGAUCCACCGGAUUAUUUUGCGCACCGUCAGCCUGCUUUUGCAGCCUAGUGACGAUCAGACUGGGAGUCGGAAUAUGGCUGCCGAGGCUUUUGCAAAUCUGUUCGACCGGGCAUGGAAUCUGAAGUUGUGUUCGAGGAAAGCGCUGGCGACGGAGAUUGUGGAGAUGGUUGAGCGCGAGACGGAGAGGGAUUUUACUUUUGUCGCGUGUGGGGGUACGCUCGGAAUUAGUAGUAAGAUGGUGGAUAAACUUACUAUUGCUGCGAAGGGGAGGGAGUGAUUUUGAUGAAAGGUCUGGGCGUGGGAAUGAUUGAUGUGGAUAUGCAAGGAGUUUGGGCGCAAGCGAAAAGCGCAUAGUAUGCAGGAUCUUUAGUAUGUAAUGUAAUCAUGAACGGGUCGUUCGAUGACCGAACUACGGUCAUACCUCAACUACGCAGCUUGAC
Messenger RNA from Macroventuria anomochaeta, 1789 nucleotides. RefSeq lists its product as uncharacterized. The transcript has 2 exons. NCBI's taxonomy places the organism in Eukaryota, Fungi, Ascomycota, Dothideomycetes, Pleosporales, Didymellaceae. The coding region runs from base 28 to 1626 and encodes 532 amino acids. The record is from RefSeq and is a predicted model, not a curated record.